CUCUCUACUAUCACAUUCAGCAUCCCAGGCAUCCCAGGCAUGAAAACAGACCACGACAAAAGCAUGCUGAUAGUAGAGAGGUGAAUUUCUAGUGUCCUCUGAAACUAUGAUGCGAUACGGCCCAAAAGACAGCAUUUGUGACAUCAGACAGCUGCGUCACUUUUUUCACACUUGUAUUGUCGAAUCCUUGGACUUAAAAACAACGUUCAAAGCAAUCUAUAUAUAAAGGUUGAUGCAAAACAAGACAACAGCCCUAGUAGCUCCAACUCGACAGUCUACUUGUACAGUCUCCGUAUGGGAUUGCGACGUUACAGUCACAGGAUUGCGACAGGUGUCCCUCUUCGAUUGUGUUACUGACCAAGGACAAGGUCGUUGAACUAGGAAGAUGCAAGCCAAAAACAAUAAUGACCCGUGGGUUCCACUGAACGGCAAACAAACCAUAAAAUGUGUGAAUAUGCCACCAGAAAAUGCCCACGGACAGAACAUGCUAACGUCUGAUGAGUACAUAGCCAAGCUAGAGGCAAAACUGAAACGGAUGCAGAAGAGUAAAACUGGUCCAUCCUCCAAGGACAUUAUAAACAGUUUAGCUGAAGUGAAGGAACACCAACUGAAUUCCAUGGUGCAGGACACCAUUACUCCAUAUGUGACAUGUCUUGAGGAUUCACAAAGUAGUAACACUUCUGAGUUGAGUGUAUCCUUCUUGCAGAAGAGACUUUAUCCAGAGAGACAAGCUUUGACAACAGAGGAACUGCAGCAAUUAAUUGCAAAUGAUGAACUUGCCAAACGUAUUUUAGAGGAUGAUGUUUCUGAUGGUGAUGUUGAGAAAGGACAGCUAUCUGAGGCAGAAUAUCAGGAUCCAAACUCUAGCUCUGGCUCAUGAUCAUUAAUAAACAUUGUGACUAUUUAUGAAAAUUGUGGAAGUUGGUACAUAAAGGUAACUACUAUAGUCUACCGCUACAGUUUGUAUUUGGGAGCAUAUGUGAUAGAGAAUUGAUAGAAUUCAUUGUAUUUCCUGCAUUGUUCAUUCGAAGAAUAUCCUCAACUAAUUAUGUUUCGAUCCUACCUGUACAAACUCAUACUUGUGACGUUAUGUGUUUUGUUUUGAAUAAUUGGGAGAAAUUUGAUUAAAAGGAAAAUUUUUUAGA
Molecule: messenger RNA, 1145 nt
Organism: Lingula anatina
Lineage: Eukaryota; Metazoa; Brachiopoda; Lingulata; Lingulida; Lingulidae
Biological process (GO): cilium organization
Source: RefSeq, a predicted model, not a curated record